Messenger RNA from Aegilops tauschii subsp. strangulata, 462 nucleotides. RefSeq lists its product as uncharacterized. NCBI's taxonomy places the organism in Eukaryota, Viridiplantae, Streptophyta, Magnoliopsida, Poales, Poaceae. Gene Ontology annotation, biological process: regulation of DNA-templated transcription. Gene Ontology annotation, molecular function: DNA-binding transcription factor activity; DNA binding. The record is from RefSeq and is a predicted model, not a curated record.
AUGGCGCCGAAGAAGACGCCGAAGGGCAAGUCGGGCUUCUUCGGCGUGAGGCAGAAGCCCUCCGGUAACUGGGGUGUGGAGUUCUCCGACACCGAAAGGCGUUGGUGGAUCGGCACGUACCCCUCCGCCCACGAGGCCGCGCGUGCCUACGACGUGGCGGUGUGGCGUGCCGAGAGGCCUUGGUCGCACCUCAACUUCCCAGAGAUCGAGAGUCGGGCGGAAGCGGAGAUGCUUGUGCCGCAGGGCAUCAACAUGAAGGAGAUCACGACGAAGAAGAAGAAGACGAAGAAGCCGUCGGUUGUCGUCAGUGCUGGCGAGACUGACGAGGAGGCGAUGGCGAGGUUUGCUCGGGAGCAUCCGGAGUACGUCCAGGCCGAGCUGGAGUACUACUGGAAGCGUGAGGCGGAGCAGAAGAAGAAGAGGCCGAAGAAGGAGGACGAGGCCGGUCCUUCGAUGUCUUAG